CUGCGUCACUUUGUCGACAAGUGAGUUAUCUAAACCGAAACGUUAGCAGUAAUAUUUCGAUGAAUUAAAAUUCGAAAGCUGCAAAGUCAUUACAGAUGCCUAAUACCUUGUGGGAACAUAAAUAUUCAGCACUUUUCUUCUGAAUGUAUGAAGGCGAACAAUUACUAAGCACAAAUCAUUGUUAUUAUUACCGAUAGUAACGUACCAAUGUUGGUAGGACGGAGUCAUCAAGCAAGCUCUGUAAUAUUAUUAUGGCAUCAGUCAGAAUUUUAGCAUGUAUUCAACGAAGAGGAAAGGAUCAAGCUCCAAGAUUAGCUUCAUUUACUGAGUGCGUUGUUGACUAUUUUGAGGAAGCUGAUGGAAAGGCUCAAGUCAGUGUACAGCUAGUGGAUGACAAACUUCUAAUCACUGACAGUCCUUCAGAAAGUUGUCAGUUGUUCAUCAAGCAUCCGCCAUUUUGCCCUGUUAAAAGUCUUAGUCCUGAACAAGCUGCCGACCUUCCACUGUCAACACAUCAAAGAGGAAUUAACACAGGAGCAGCAGUCAUUCUGGAGUCAGCAGAUGGGAAAAUUUUAUUGACAAAAAGAGCCCCACAUCUUCACACAUUUCCAGGGAUUUGGGUUCCUCCAGGUGGUCAUAUAGAACAAAAUGAAACACUUUCACAGACAGGACUCCGGGAGCUUUUUGAAGAGACAGGACUCAGACUUACAGAGGAAGAUUGUGUUGGAGAACAGCUACUGCCUUUGGCUUUGUGGGAGUCAGUUUACCCACCAAAGUUAUCUCUUGGAGCUCCUGCUAGGCAUCAUGUUGUUGUCUACUUGUAUGCAAAACUGAAGAGCCCAUUGACCAGUGAAAGGCUACUCAAAGAAGUAAUCAUUGAUCCUAAUGAGGUGGCAGCUUGUGUAUGGUUGGACAGAGAAAUUGUCUCUGCUAUUGUCAAUCAAAGUGAAGAGAGUGGAUGUACUAAGGAUCUGGACUCCACCAUGAUGCCAGAUACUUUGAGAGCCCUUGUUCUAGAUGAUACAACAGAAGCAGGUGGAAGCCAUCAUUCCUUUGGAGCCAUUCUUGCGAUGUUCUGGGGACACUGAUGAUUAUGAAAGAGUAAGCACGGGAACCAAAUAUGCCCUGGAGCAAUUCCUUUUGAAGACAUCAAUAUGAAGGCUGCUUUUAUCAUUGCUUUCAAAUAAAAUAAAACACUUCUAGCACCUUGCAGCUUCUGAAAAA
Pomacea canaliculata is the source of this 1224-nucleotide messenger RNA. Its product is annotated as nucleoside diphosphate-linked moiety X motif 17-like. Gene Ontology annotation, molecular function: NADH pyrophosphatase activity. The transcript has 7 exons. The record is from RefSeq and is a predicted model, not a curated record. Gene Ontology annotation, biological process: NAD+ catabolic process; NADP+ catabolic process. Lineage: Eukaryota; Metazoa; Mollusca; Gastropoda; Architaenioglossa; Ampullariidae. Gene Ontology annotation, cellular component: cytosol. The coding region runs from base 252 to 1088 and encodes 278 amino acids.